This is a messenger RNA of Vespa crabro (European hornet), 1757 nucleotides long. RefSeq lists its product as uncharacterized. The coding region runs from base 957 to 1343 and encodes 128 amino acids. The transcript is spliced from 3 exons. The record is from RefSeq and is a predicted model, not a curated record. NCBI's taxonomy places the organism in Eukaryota, Metazoa, Arthropoda, Insecta, Hymenoptera, Vespidae.
AAUCUCAAGAGUGUUUCUUAAAUCCUAUUGGAUAAAAGAAGAAAGAGAGAGAGAGAGAGAAAGAGAGAAAGGGAAAAUAAUCGAAGAAUCGGAACAAUACGAAAUGCCAAUACCAAAAAAAAACUAAAAAAAAACUAAGGAGAAGGCCAAUGGCGGAACAACGAAACGAGCAUGGCUGUUGUUGAGUGGGUGUGUGAGAUAGAGUGGGGAAAGGAGAGUUAAAUGGUAUAUCGCCAGGGGGUGUCAAGGGUCGAGCGACGGUCCUGGAAUUGCUCGAAGCUCGCAGUUGUAUUCAGGCAGUAGUCGCCUAGUAAGUCGGAGCGUUUUUUUUCAAAGGAACACGUUGCAAAGGAAUAUACAAGAGAAGGAACGCGAUAUAUAAUAUAAUAGAUAAAGAAGAAAGAUAGCGUGAAUCUCAGCGUGUUUAUAAGCGUUAGAGAAUUACGAAGAGGUUACCAUCCACCGAAAGAGAAAGAGAAGAGAGAGAGAGAAAGAGUGGGAGAGAGAGAGAAAGAGAGAAAGAAAGAAAGAGAGAGAUAAAGAUAGAGAAAAAAGAGAGAGAGAGAGAGAAAGAAAGAUAGAAAGAACUUAUUCGAGCUGCAUAAAAAUUUGCGUUUCUCGUGGCAAAUAAAAAUCCGAUAUAAGUUUUUCGUAGUAAAAGUUAUCUAGAAAGGAGUCACGGUGAUAGUGAGCAACACGCCCUGAUCGGAUACGAGCGACGAGUGCUCGUUGAGAGUAUAUAAAAAAAAAAGAAGUUGAGAAAGAGGAGAACGACGACAUUCUUGCGACGGUUCACGAUCGUUGAGGAAGAAAGAAGUACUAACAUUCUACGAGACAUAACGACGAAGCUGGUGUACCCUUCGUUAGGGCAAUCCAUCUGUCUCGACGCUCAACGUCGCUGCGACUCAUAUUUUCACGCUAGAAGGCGGCCGUCCAGCAGGGCGAUACCAUUUUAUAUGACUUUUCUUCGACGACAAGAAACAUCCAGGAUAUCAUCCAGAGAGAAAGGAUCGGUGUACAGGAAAGGCGGCGGUAGUAGGACAUCGUCCAAACGGUUUACAAACGGCAGCACCAUCUCGUUCGUUCGGUGCAAUCCUUUGGUAGGAUCAAGCGGUGAAUCGAUCGCACCAACCUGGUUCCCAGGGAUUCUUAGAGGCACGAGAAACGGACAGGCAGCGUGUAUGAUCAUUGAAGAAUAUCCCCCUCUGCCCAUCAAACCGAGGCAAAAUCCGCAUCAAGAUAUCACCCAACGAUUUUUAAAUCAUCUGGUCCUGCCUAAACACAGGACCUCAAAAUUUUCCAGUAAUAGGCAUCGGAAGCUACAACCGUUCAGAGAAACGUGACUAUUGUCAGCGGGUAGAGCGGCAUACCUUACCGCGGACAACGAAAACCAUCCUGACUCGACACGUUACGAGCUACCAUCGGGUAGCAAUUGCUUGGCAACGUCGCUACACAGCAAUCAAACUGCCGCUGGGAAACGUGAGAAGGAGGAGAUCUAGAAGAACAAGGACGAAGACGUUACCCACUUGAACUUGAAAAGAGGGGCUAAAAGAUUAAAGAUAAUCCAUCCGAGAGCGAUUCUAAAAAGGGGCCGUUUGAACGAUCAAGCUUUGUAGAUCAAGCUUUUAUCACGAUUCACCGUAACGUAUUCACAACGACGGCUCAUAGGAGGUUACUUCCAUUGGGGAGGUUUCUGAAGCUUUUACUGCACAGGAAAACAGAACAUCUAUCAGAAUGGGGAGCGUUAACGUUAAUCG